AUUGUUCCAGAUGGUGAGGUUCAGAUCAAGAUUGGAGAGCCAGCCACAGAGGAGGAAAUGACAGGAGAGAUUGAAACACUGACUGAAGAGUCUGGCAGCUCCAAGGCUGAUGAUGCCCACAAUUCCAAAGGCAGCGGAUUCUUUGAGUUUGGGGAUGAAUUGAAUGAUCAGAUGCUCUUUGGAAGAAGACAGUAUAACUGCGACGAAUGUGGCCAAAGCUUUGCUUGGAAUACAGGUCUUAUUAGGCACCAAAGAACUCAUUGGAAACCUUACGAAUGUGAAGAAUGUGGAAAGGCCUUUCGGAUGAGCUCAGCCCUGGUUCUGCAUCAGAGAAUUCAUACUGGAGAAAAGCCCUAUCCUUGUAGUUGGUGUAUUAAAAGUUUUAGUCGGAGCUCAGACCUUAUUAAACAUCAAAGAGUCCACACGGGUGAAAAACCUUACAAGUGUGAUGAGUGUGGGAAGGCCUUCAGUCAGAGCUCAGAUCUUAUGAUACACCAGAGAAUCCACACAGGAGAAAAACCCUACCAAUGUAGUCAUUGUAGUAAAAGCUUUAGCCAGCACUCAGGCAUGGUUAAACAUCUGAGAAUCCACACUGGAGAGAAACCUUAUAUGUGUAACCAUUGUUACAAACAUUUCAGUCAGAGCUCUGAUCUCAUAAAACAUGAGAGAAUCCACACUGGGGAGAAGCCAUAUAAGUGUGAUGUGUGUGGGAAGGCCUUCAGUCAGAGCUCAGAUCGUAUUCUCCAUCAAAGAAUCCACACUGGGGAGAAGCCAUAUCCAUGUGCUCAGUGUAACAAGAGUUUUAGUCAGAAUUCAGACCUUAUUAAACACAGAAGGAUUCACACUGGCGAGAAGCCGUAUCAGUGCAGUGAAUGUGGGAAGGCUUUUAACCAGAGCUCAGUCCUUAUUCUGCAUCAGAGAAUUCAUACUGGAGAGAAACCCUAUCCAUGUAAUCAGUGUACCAAAAGCUUCAGUAGGCUUUCAGAUCUUAUUAACCAUCAACGAAUUCACACCGGAGAGAAGCCUUACCCGUGUAGUCAGUGCAGUAAAAUGUUUAGUAGAAGGUCCGAUCUUGUUAAACAUUAUCGAAUCCACACUGGGGAGAAGCCCUAUGAGUGUGAUAAAUGUGGCAAGACUUUCAGUCAGAGUUCCAACCUUAUUCUCCACCAGAGAAUCCACACUGGAGAAAAACCAUACCCUUGCAACAGUUGUUCUAAAAGUUUUAGUCGAGGUUCAGAUCUCAUAAAGCAUCAAAGAGUACACACUGGAGAAAAACCAUAUACUUGUAAUCUGUGCAAUAAGAGCUUUAGUCAAAGUUCAGACCUCACUAAACAUCAGAGAGUGCAUUCUGGCGAGAAGCCCUACCACUGUAGUAGUUGUAACAAAGCCUUUCGUCAGAGCUCUGACCUUAUUCUCCACUACAGAGUUCACACAGGAGAAAGACCAUAUGCGUGUACUCAGUGCACCAGAAGUUUCAGUCAAAAGUCAGACCUUAUUAAACACCAGAGAGUUCACACUGGAGAGAAGCCAUAUAAAUGUGUGUGUGGGAAGGCCUUCAGCCAGUGCUCAGCCUUUACCCUGCAUCAGAGAAUCCACACUGGAGAGAGGCCGUAUCCAUGUGCUCAGUGUGGCAAAAGCUUCACGCAGCGCUCUGAUCUAGUUAACCAUCAAAGAGUCCACACUGGUCAAAAGCCACAAAUGUAAUACCUGUGUGAAACCUUCAGCGCCGUGACCAGUCUUCCCGGAUAGCAGAGGGCGUGCCCAGAGCCAUUAGCAGCUUUUCUGACACGGGAAAAAGUGAGAAAGUCCUGCCUGGCAGGCAGAUUUCCCAGCCUGCUUAUGGAAAAAUAAGAGAAGGUGUACUUGAGGCUCAAGGCGAGGGGCCGAAGACUCUUGACCUUGGUGGGAGAAACAGGGAGGUUAUUUGAUGGGAACAGAUGUCUUACUGUAUAUUGCAGCAAAUUGCUUCUGUUGGCUUAUGGCUUUGCUUCCACAAUACUGUAGCAUAAGAAGGCUGUGAGAACUACACUCACUGCUGGCGUGGCAUAGACCUGCAGCCCUCCCGUAUCUAUCUCUCUUUUUUUUUUUUUUAUCUUUCCUAUAAUCAGCCUCACUCUCCCCGCAGAGACUGUUCAACUUUGUGCCAUCCAGACUAAUACAAGGAUCCACAUAAAAGACUUCUGAUCUCAUGUUCAGGGUAGCUGAUAUUUUAACAAAUCUUAUCUUGGUGAUUUUAAGUAAAUCCAUUCUAGGCAGGCACAUGCCUUUAAUUUUAGCACUUGGGAGGCAGAGGCAAGUGGAUCUCUAAAUUCAAGGCUCUCCAGGGCUACAUAGAAA
Molecule: messenger RNA, 2337 nt
Organism: Rattus rattus (black rat)
Lineage: Eukaryota; Metazoa; Chordata; Mammalia; Rodentia; Muridae
Product: zinc finger protein 271
Exons: 1
Coding region: 58-1704 (548 amino acids)
Biological process (GO): regulation of transcription by RNA polymerase II
Cellular component (GO): nucleus
Molecular function (GO): RNA polymerase II cis-regulatory region sequence-specific DNA binding; DNA-binding transcription activator activity, RNA polymerase II-specific
Source: RefSeq, a predicted model, not a curated record